AUGGCCUCUUCCGGAGCUGUAACGCCGGCGUCGCCGAAGGUGGUCAAGAUCAAGGCCGCACAGCCUGGUGUAGCUCAGUUCGGCUGUGAACACAUUCAGGGAUUCUUGACGGGCCCUCCCGAACGUCUCGAGAAAACCAUAAUGCACUAUAAGAACUGCCUUCGAGUAAUUUUCGAUCAUACGCCAAUUGUCCCACAAACCUCGAAGUCUUCGAAAGGCCAAGUGCUCACUUCUCUCACACCGAAUUACUUGUGUCUGCAGUGCUCAACCACAACCACUGAGCACGAUUGUCUUGAGCAUGGAAACGAGACUUCGCAUAGAUUUUACGUCGAGUCAAAAAGUGGAAGCCUAUUUUGCCAGAUGUGCAAUGACUUCGUCUGGGACCCUACACUAGAAGAAUUGAGAUUGCGGAAGGAUGGUACUGGAUCAUUCUCUACCAAGAAACGGAAACAGGACGAGCUGUUCACCGACCCCUCCAAGGAGGAUGCUGGAGUUAUCUUGACAAACACUGUUGAAGCGCCCUGCCGUGCAAGUGGGAUACGGGGAAUCUACAACAUGGGGGCCACAUGCUAUAUGAACGUUAUCCUACAAUCAUUCGUCCACAACCCUCUUCUACGAAAUUUCUAUCUCAGCGACGGGCACAAGAGCAAAAACUGCGACUAUGAUCACUGCAUGAGCUGCGCAAUGGACGAAAUGUUUCAAGAUUUUUAUGCUCAGGAAUCCACUUCCGGAUACUCCGCAUCAAAUAUCCUUGCUAGCUUCUGGCUGUCCAAACGGAAGGGCUAUGAAGAGCUAGCCAGCAACAAGGAGCAAGACGCACACGAGUUCUUCCAAUUUCUCACUGAAGAACUGCACGAGAUUAAUGGAGAUGGCAAGCCUUCGUCACAACAAGAGAACCCAUCUCCAAAACGCUUAAAGACGGGCAAUGAAACAGCUUGCAAGUGUAUCGUCCACCAAACAUUUUACGGAAAAUUGCAAAGUACCAUCACCUGCCAGAACUGCGGCGAUAUCAACUCUUCAGUCGAGUCGUUCCUUGACCUCAGUCUUGGUCUUGACAUGCUCUCUAAGAAGAAGAGUCUCAAAGUAAGCAACUUGAGCGUCCAAAAAUGCCUGGACGAGGAGUAUAAGAACCCGGAACGCUGCGAGUAUACUUGCCAUGCAUGCGGAACUCAGGAAGCUAAGAAACAACUCAGCAUUAAGAGCUUACCAAAUGUGCUUUGCAUUCAGUUGAAGCGCUUCAAGCAAUUUAAUGGCUCAGCAUCGAAGAUUGACACAAAAGUCUCGUUCCCCCUCAAGCUCGAAAUGUUUCCAUACACAAAUCGAGCUCGGGUUCAGGACAGCAAGCAACAAAACUUCGAACUAGCAAGAGGCUGCACGUACGAUCUUCAGAGCGUUGUCGUUCAUGUUGGCAAUCUCGAGUCUGGCCACUAUGUUUCUUACUCCCGGGUUGGUAACCAGUGGCUCAAAUUCAAUGACCACACUGUCACACUUGCAUCAAAAUCGCAAGUUCUUAAUGAACAAGCGUUUCUCUUAUUUUACGUCAUUCAAUCAUUGGCAUGA
Molecule: messenger RNA, 1560 nt
Organism: Hyaloscypha bicolor E
Lineage: Eukaryota; Fungi; Ascomycota; Leotiomycetes; Helotiales; Hyaloscyphaceae
Product: ubiquitin carboxyl-terminal hydrolase
Exons: 6
Coding region: 1-1560 (519 amino acids)
Cellular component (GO): nucleus; cytosol
Molecular function (GO): cysteine-type deubiquitinase activity; cysteine-type endopeptidase activity; zinc ion binding
Source: RefSeq, a predicted model, not a curated record